This is a messenger RNA of Eruca vesicaria subsp. sativa (arugula), 1574 nucleotides long. The record is from the annotation of a GenBank genome assembly. Lineage: Eukaryota; Viridiplantae; Streptophyta; Magnoliopsida; Brassicales; Brassicaceae.
AAUUUCCUUAAUUAUCAAUCAUCAUCGUCUUCAUCAUCUCUCUAGUCCUCUCUCGAAACCCUAGCGAUUCCCAAUUUCAUUUCCUGAGAUCGAAUUUCAUCGAAUUUCAGGAAAAUUUAGUAAUAAAUAAGAAACAAUGUCAACGGAUGCUACGGAGACUUCCCCACCAUCUCCCCGUCCAUCCUCCGACUUCAUUGAUCAAUCACCGUUGCUUUCAAGCGGAGAUGAAAACGAAGGAAGCAGCAGAGGAGGAGGAGGAUCUUCCGUGAGAUCCGUGAGGAGACAAGGAUUGAGAGAAGCAGCGAGGUUUCUAUCCCGCGCAAGCAGCGGGCGUGCGAUGCGUGAGCCGUCUAUCGUUGUCAGAGAAGCAGCCGCGGAGCAGUUAGAGGAGAGACAGAGCGAUUGGGCCUACUCGAGGCCCAUAGUGGUGCUUGACAUCGUGUGGAAUUUGGCGUUUGUGUCUGUUGCUGUUGCUGUUUUGGUGAUGAGUAGGGAUGAACAUCCGAUUAUGCCGCUUAGGGUUUGGAUCUUUGGGUAUGCGUUGCAGUGUGUGUUGCAUAUGGUUUGUGUUUGGGUUGAGUUUAGGAGGAGGGAUAGGAUGAGGACUAAUAGGAGGAGGAUGGCGUCACGUUCUUCUUCUUCGUCUUCUUCUUCUAUGGAGGAAGAUGCUUUGGUUUCGAGGAGGAAUUCAGAUGAGCAGCUUGAGAGCGAAAGUAGCAGUGUUGCGAAGCAUCUGGAAUCUGCCAACACAAUGUUCUCGUUUAUUUGGUGGAUCAUUGGGUUCUACUGGGUAUCUGCUGGUGGUCAACAGUUGGCGCAAGAAUCCCCACGGAUUUACUGGUUGUCUAUCGUCUUUCUAGGUUUCGAUGUGUUCUUUGUUGUCUUCUGUGUUGCGUUGGCCUGCGUUAUUGGCAUUGCUGUUUGCUGUUGCCUGCCUUGCAUCAUUGCAAUUUUGUACGCUGUUGCAGAUCAGGAAGGGGCGUCAAAAGAAGACAUUGAGCAACUCACCAAAUUCAAGUUUCGAAAAGUUGGUGGUGUCAGCAAACACACCGGUGAUGAAGCCCAAGCAAAUACCGAGGGAAUAAUGACAGAGUGUGGUACAGAUUCACCCGUUGAACAUACCAUUCUGCAGGAGGAUGCAGAAUGUUGCAUCUGUCUCUCUGCAUAUGAAGACGGAACCGAACUAAGGGAACUUCCUUGUGGCCAUCAUUUCCACUGCUCAUGCGUAGACAAAUGGCUAUACAUAAACGCCACUUGCCCACUCUGCAAAUACAACAUCCUCAAGAGCAGCAACUUGGAUCGUGAAGAAGUCUAGAAGAAACAGCUUUGCAUAUUCAUGACCCCGAGUUGGCGUCCAAAGGUAAAAAAAGACGACAGAGAUAGAAUUCAUUGUUUGUGGUUUGCUGUCUAUACAAAUUAUUGUACUUUUGUUUGUUUUUAUAUUGAAUUUUUUUUUGGUUUGUACAUGUAUAUCUAUCUAUCUUCUGUCACAUACAACCACUCUUUUGUAUUACCUCCCUGUAUCAUGGAUCUUUCAUCAUGUGGAGAUUGGCCAUUGAAGAUUUUGAUACUUG